This is a messenger RNA of Falco peregrinus (peregrine falcon), 1282 nucleotides long. RefSeq names its product olfactory receptor 14A16-like. Gene Ontology annotation, molecular function: olfactory receptor activity; G protein-coupled receptor activity. Gene Ontology annotation, biological process: G protein-coupled receptor signaling pathway. Bases 1 to 987 code for a protein of 328 amino acids. Lineage: Eukaryota; Metazoa; Chordata; Aves; Falconiformes; Falconidae. The record is from RefSeq and is a predicted model, not a curated record. Gene Ontology annotation, cellular component: membrane. The transcript has a single exon.
AUGUCCAACAGCAGCUCCAUCACCCAGUUCCUCCUCCUGGCAUUCGCAGACACACGGGAGCUGCAGCUCUUGCACUUCUGGCUCUCCUUGGGCAUCUACCUGGCUGCCCUCAUGGCCAACGGCCUUGUCAGCAUUGCUGUAGUGUGCGACCAUCGCCUCCACACCCCCAUGUACUUCUUCCUCCUCAACCUGUCCCUCCUCGACUUGUGUACCAUCUCCACCACUCUCCCCAAAGCCAUGGCCAACUCCCUCUGGGACACCAGGGACAUCUCCUACUCAGGAUGUGCUGCACAGAUCUUUUUCUUUUCCUUCUUCAUUGUAACAGAGUAUUUUCUCCUUGCUGUCAUGGCCUAUGACCGCUACAUGGCCAUCUGCCAGCCCCUGCACUACGGGACCCUGCUGGGCAGCAGAGCUUGUGUCCACAUGGCAGCAGCUGCCUGGGGCACUGGGUUUCUCAACAGUGUCCUGCACACAGCCAAUGCACUUUCACUACCACUCUGCCAAGGCAAUGCCCUGGGACAGUUCUUCUGCGAAAUCCCCCAGAUCCUCAAGCUCUCCUGCUCACACGCCUACCUCAGGGAACUUGGGCUGCUUCUUUUUAGUGCUUGUCUAUGCUUUGGUGGUUUUGUUUUCAUUGUUCUGUCUUAUGUGCCGAUCUUCAGGGCUGUGCUGACGAUCCCCUCUGAGCAGGGACGGCACAAAGCCUUUUCCACGUGUCUCCCUCACCUGGCCGUGGUCUCCCUCUUUGUCAGCACCUCAUUUUUUGCCUACCUGAAGCCCCCCUCCAUCUCCUCCCCGUCUCUGGAUCUGGUGGUGACAGUUCUGUACUCGGUGAUGCCUCCAGCAGUGAACCCCCUCAUCUACAGCAUGAGAAACCAAGAGCUCAAGGAUGCACUGAAGAAGCUGAUGCUUUCAGGUGUCUCUCAGCAACAAGAAGCUCCCCGCGUCUCUAUUCAUCAUAUUUCACCUGUCUCUUCAUCCUGGUAGGGUGGUCUAUAAAAGACUCCCACCAGGAUAUCUUCCUUGUUGGCCCUCCACAUGACUCUUACCUGUAAGCACUCAACCCUAGUGCCACCAUCCUCCAGCUCGUGGCAGUCAAAAUACUCUCUGACAUACAGAGCUACCCCACACCUCUCCCUCCUUGCCUAGUCCUUCUGAAGAGUUUGUAGCCAUUCAUUGCAGCACUCCAGUCAUGUGAGUUAUCCCACCAUGUUUCUGUGAUGGCCUUUAUGUCAUAGUCUUCCUGCUCCUCGACGGCUUCCAGCUCCUCCUGUUUGUUGCC